AUGGCGCGCAACGACACGCCGCAGGGCAGCUUGCGCCAGCGCAACACCCCAGCGAAGAAGGCAGAGCAGCCCGCUGCUGCCAAACCCGAGAUCGAAGUUGACAAGCUGGUCAAGGCCGCUCAGCAACAGGCGGCUGUCGACAAGGAGUGGGACUAUAAGAUUGUUUGUGCUGUCAUCACCGGGCUGGCUUUUGUCACGCGUUUCUGGGGAAUCAGCCAUCCCACUGAAGUCGUUUUCGACGAGGUUCACUUUGGAAAGUUUGCAUCCUACUACCUCGAGCGAACCUACUUCUUCGAUGUGCACCCUCCUUUUGGAAAGCUCCUUUUCGCCUUUAUGGGCUGGUUGGUUGGAUAUGAUGGCCAUUUCCACUUCGACAACAUUGGCGACUCCUACAUUACCAAUAAGAUCCCAUAUGUCGCGUUCAGGUCUCUCCCUGCCAUCCUGGGUGCCCUGACCGUCACCGUCACCUACCUCAUCAUGUGGGAAUCCGGAUACAGCUUGCCGGCAUGUAUUCUUGCUGCAAGUCUGGUUCUCCUGGACAACGCCCACAUCGGCCAGACCCGCCUUAUUCUCCUCGAUGCGACUCUGAUUUUCGCCAUGGCUUGCAGUCUUCUCUUCUACAUCAAGUUCUACAAGCAACGCCACCAGCCAUUCGGCAGGAAGUGGUGGAAGUGGCUGAUCCUGACUGGCUUCGCGCUCUCUUGCGACAUUUCGGUCAAAUACGUGGGUGUGUUUGCCUUUGCCACAAUUGGCUCUGCUGUCAUCAUUGACCUGUGGGAGUUGUUGGAUAUCAAGAGGCCCGGUGGCGCUCUCAGCGUGCCAGAAUUCGCCAAGCACUUCAUUGCUCGUGCCUUUGGUCUUGUGAUCCUGCCCUUCAUCUUCUAUUUGUUCUGGUUCCAGGUUCACUUCACCGUCCUCAGCCGAUCUGGCCCCGGUGACGAUUUUAUGACUCCUGAAUUCCAGGAGACUCUGAGCGACAAUGUGAUGCUCGCAAACUCUCUUGACAUCCAGUACUAUGAUACCAUCACGAUCCGCCACAAGGAAACCAAGACCUACCUCCAUAGCCAUGUCGACCAGUACCCUCUUCGAUACGACGAUGGCAGAGUGUCUAGCCAGGGUCAGCAGGUGACUGGAUAUCCAUUCAAUGACACCAACAACAACUGGCAGAUUCUUCCCAUUGACGACAACAAGCAGACUGGACGCAACGUGAAGAACAACGAUGUUGUUCGUCUCAGGCACCUUGGCACUAACAAGAUUCUGCUUUCACACGAUGUGGCCUCCCCUUACUACCCCACAAACCAGGAGUUCACUUGUGUUACUGACGAGGAGGCAUUCGGGCCACGCCAGAACGACACUCUCUUCGAAAUUCGAAUUGAGCACGGGAAGAAGAACCAGGAUUUUAAGACCAUUGCCAGCCACUUCAAGCUGAUUCAUUUCCCCAGCAAGGUUGCCAUGUGGACGCACACGAAGCCCCUCCCCGACUGGGGCUACAAGCAGCAGGAGAUCAACGGAAACAAGCAGGUCGCUCCCAGCUCGAACAUUUGGUUUGCCGAGGAUGUCCCAUCCCUGGCACUCGACGACAAGAGACGCGACAAGCCACCGCGCAAGGUCAAGUCUCUGCCCUUCCUGCAAAAGUGGUUUGAGCUCCAGAGGGCUAUGUUCUACCACAACAACAAGCUUACCAGCAGCCACCCCUAUGCCAGCUACCCUUGGCAGUGGCCUUUCCUCCUUCGAGGUGUGAGCUUCUGGACUCAGGCGGAGACCCGCCAGCAGAUCUACUUCCUCGGAAACCCAUUUGGCUGGUGGCUCGCCAGCAGCUUGCUCGCAGUCUUUGCUGGCAUCAUCGGAGCUGACCAAGUUUCGUUGCGCCGUGGCUUGGACGCCCUUGACCAUCGUACUCGCUCUCGUCUGUACAACUCCUCCGGCUUCUUCUUCAUUGCUUGGGCCACUCAUUACUUCCCAUUUUACCUGAUGGGCCGUCAACUUUUCCUGCACCAUUAUCUCCCCGCCCAUGUGGCCUCGUGUCUGGUGACCGGCGCUCUUUUGGAGUUCGUCUUCAACACGGAAAGCAGUGAUGAAAAUGUUGUCUACGGUGACCGUAAGAAGGGUGGCGGGCCCAGGAAGCACAUCACUGCCCGCGAGAGGUACGCAGGCCAGAGCAUGAUCGGCGCCUGGGUGGCUUGCUUUGCCAUUAUUGCUGUUGCCGCCGCUGGAUGGUACUUCUUCCUUCCCCUGACUUACGGUUACCCCGGCCUGUCCGUUGAGCAGGUCCUCAUGAGGAAGUGGCUUGGAUACGAUCUUCACUUUGCCAAAUAA
Molecule: messenger RNA, 2316 nt
Organism: Clonostachys rhizophaga
Lineage: Eukaryota; Fungi; Ascomycota; Sordariomycetes; Hypocreales; Bionectriaceae
Source: the annotation of a GenBank genome assembly